Ilex paraguariensis (yerba mate) is the source of this 4894-nucleotide messenger RNA. Lineage: Eukaryota; Viridiplantae; Streptophyta; Magnoliopsida; Aquifoliales; Aquifoliaceae. The record is from the annotation of a GenBank genome assembly.
AUGCUAUCUGCUCUUUUUCAUGUUCUUGCUCUAAUUCUCAAUGAAGAUGCAGCAGCAAGAGAAGUUGCUUCGCAGAGUGGUUUGGUUAAAGUUGCUUUGGAUCUUCUUUCAUGUUGGAAUUUUGGGUCAUGUGGAAAGGAGACAUCUCAAGUUCCUAAAUGGGUGACAGCAGCUUUUGUUGCAAUUGAUCGUCUUGCUCAAGUGGAUCAAAAAUUAAAUGCCGAUAUCUUAGAGCUGUUGAAAAAGGAUGAUACUGGUAGCCAUAAAUCUCUAGUAAUCAACGAGGAUAAGCAAAACAAGUUGCAGUCAACUUUGGGUCUAUCUUUGAAAUAUAUCAAUAUACAGGAGCAGAAGAGACUUGUUGAGAUCGCUUGUGGUUGUAUCAGUAACCAGCUUCCAUCUGAAACAAUGCAGGCUGUUCUGCAACUGUGUUCUACGCUUACGAGGACUCAUUCUGUUGCUCUAAGUUUUUUUGAUGCUGGGGGUUUGCCUUUGCUGCUUUCCUUGCCAACAAGUAGCCUGUUUGCUGGAUUUGACAAUGUUGCUGCUACCAUAAUUCGCCAUAUCCUCGAAGAUCCCCAGACUCUCCAGCAAGCAAUGGAAUCUGAGAUACGGCACAGUGUUGUGACUGCUGCUAAUCGGCAGAGCAACGGACGGCUUACACCCCGGAAUUUUCUCUCAACUUUAACUUCUGUCAUUUCACGGGAUCCAGUGAGUUUCAUGCAGGCUGCUCAGUCUGUGUGCCAAGUUGAGAUGGUGGGUGAAAGGCCAUACAUUGUCUUGCUGAAAGAUCGUGAUAGGGAUAAAUUUAAAGAAAAAGAAAAGGAGAAAGAGAAAGCAGAGGAGAAAGAUAAGCCACAGGCUAACGAUGGGAAGAUUGUUUUGGGUAGUAUGAGCUCAUUGGCUCCUGCAAGUGGGCAUGGAAAACAUGUUGAUGCAAAUUCCAAGAAUGUCAAAGUAAAUAGAAAACCUCCUCAAAGUUACAUAAGUGUGAUCGAGCUUCUGUUGGAUUCAGUGAUAACUUUUCUACCUCCAUUGAAAGAUGAUAGUGUUGGCAUGGAUGGCUCAUCAACGGAGAUGGAUGUUGAUGAUUCUGUGUGCAAGGGGAAAGGAAAAUCUAUUGACUCUGUAUCUGGAGAGAAUGACGCCAAUAACCAGGAAUCUUCGGCAUCUUUGGCGAAGAUGGUAUUUAUAUUGAAGCUCUUGACUGAAAUUCUCUUGAUGUAUGCUUCAUCUGCUCAUGUUCUCCUCCGAAAAGAUGCUGAAGUUAGCAGUUGCAGGAGCCCUCCACAGUGUGGUCAUGCAGAUUACUGCCCUAGUGGAAUAUUUCACCAUAUUCUUCACAAAUUUCUUCCAUAUUCCAAGAAUUCUAGAAAGGACAAGAAAACAGAUAUUGACUGGAGGCAUAAACUGGCAAGCAGGGCUGGCCAGUUUUUGAUGGCGUCUUGUGUUCGUUCCACUGAGGCAAGGAGGAGAGUUUUCACAGAGAUCAGUAAUAUCUUUAAUGAUUUUGUUGAUUCUUCUGAAGGCUUUAGACCUCCAGGAAGUGGUAUCCAGGCUUAUAUUGAUCUGCUCAAUGAUGUAAUGACUGCUCGCUCAUCCACAGGUUCAUAUAUAUCCGCAGAAGCUUCUGUUACUUUCAUAGAUGUUGGUCUGGUUCGAUCGUUGACUCGAACUCUUCAUGGGUUGGACCUGGAUCAUGCUGACUCACCCAAGGUUGUUACAGGACUUGUAAAGGUUCUGGAGUUGGUGACCAAGGAACAUGUCCAUGCUGCCGAAUCUAAUACUGGGAAGGGUGAGAAUUCAUCUAAACCUUCUGAUCAUAUUCAACGUGGAGGAGCAGAUAAUAGUGGUAAUAUAUUGCAGUCCAUGGAAACUACGACUCAACCUAAUUUGAAUUCAAUGCCAACUGAUCAGAUCGAGUCUUUUAGUAGUGUACAAAACUAUGGUGGAUCUGAAGCUGUCACGGAUGAUAUGGAACAUGACCAAGAUAUUGAUGGGGGUUUUGCUCCUCCCAGUGAAGAUGAUUAUAUGCAUGAAACUUCUGAGGAUACCAGGGGUCUUGAAAAUGGACUUGACACUAUGGGGAUAAGGUUUGAAAUACAGCCCAAUGUACAAGAGAAUCUCGAUGAAGAUGAUGAUGAUAUGUCUGGAGAUGAAGGAGAUGGAGAUGAAGAUGAAGAUGGAGAUGAUGAGGAACAUAAUGACCUGGAAGAAGAUGAAGUCCAUCACCUAGCGCAUCCAGGCAUGGAUCAAGAUGAUCAUGAAAUUGAUGAUGAGUUUGACGAGGAGGUGAUGGAGGAAGAGGAUGAAGAUGAGGAAGAUGAUGAGGAUGGCGUUAUUCUUAGGCUUGGGGAGGGAAUGAACGGGAUAAAUGUGUUUGACCAUUUCGAGGUACUCGGUAGAGGUCAUAAUUUUUCCAGUGAAACUUUCCAUGUGAUGCCCGUCGAGGUUGAGGUUUUUGGCUCCAGACGCCAAGGGCGUACUACAUCCAUAUACAACCUGCUGGGGAGAAGUGGUGACAAUGCUGCACCCUUGCAGCAUCCACUUUUAGUGGAACCUUCUUCCUCAAUGCACACGGUUCCUUCCAGACAAUCAGAGAACACCCGUGCUGUUUACUCGGAUAGGCGCUUGGAAAACUCCUCAUCACGAUUGGAUUCGAUUUUCCGGUCACUGGGAAAUGGGCGUCAUGGACACCGAUCCAACUUGUGGGCCAACGAUAACCAGCAAAGUGCUGGAUCAAAUGCAUCUGCAAUUCCACAGGGCCUUGAAGAGUUACUUGUUUCCCAUUUGAGGCGACCAACCCCUGAGAAACCCUUGGAUCAGAACACAAUGGUGGAAUCUCAGAGUAAAAGUGAGGUCGCCCAGCUCCACGAAUCAGCAGAGAUGAUAUCUGAAAACCCUGCUGAAAACAAUGGCGGCAGUGGCGGAAGUUCUAUACCACCUCCAUCUUCAGGAGUACUGGAUAGCUCUGGCAAUGCUGGUAUCAGAUCCCUGGCAAGCCCAUCUCUUCAUGGAACAGAUGCAUCAACUACUGAGCUUCAAUCUGUUGAGUUGCAGCUUGAACAUAAUGUUAAUGUCAUGCGGGAUGUUGAAGCGGUGAGCCAAGAAAGUAGUGGAAGUGGGGCAACUUUAGGGGAGAGCCUUCGGAGUCUGGAUGUUGAAAUUGGAAGUGCUGAUGGUCAUGAUGAUGGUGGGGACAGGCAAGGAUCUGCUGAUACUCGAACUAGAAGAACAAAUGCAUUAUUUGGGAAUAAUACACCAAUAACUGGUAGAGAUGCAUCCCUUCACAGUGUAAUGGAAGUUGCGGAAAGUCCUAGUCAAGAAGCAGAGCAGGGUGGUCCAGCUGAGGAGCAUCAGGAUACUGUUGAUGCUGAUCAUGGGUCGAUUGACCCUGCAUUUCUAGAUGCACUUCCUGAGGAGUUGCGUGCUGAGGUUCUUUCAGCUCAACAGGGUCAAGGGGCACAGCCUUCAAAUGCUGGACCACAAAAUACGGGAGAUAUUGAUCCGGAAUUUCUUGCAGCACUUCCCCCAGACAUCCGGGAAGAAGUUUUAGCUCAACAAAGGGCACAAAGGCUACAUCAGUCACAGGAACUGGAGGGUCAACCUGUUGAAAUGGACACCGUCUCAAUAAUUGCUACAUUUCCUUCAGAUUUAAGAGAAGAGGUUCUCUUGACAUCGUCUGAUGCUAUUCUUGCCAAUCUCACGCCUGCCCUUGUUGCGGAGGCAAACAUGUUACGUGAACGGGUUGCUCGUCGUUAUAAUCGAUCGCUCUUUGGUAUGUUCCCAAGAAACCGUAGGGGUGAGCCUUCUAGGCGAGGUGAAGGUCUGGACCAAGCUGGUGGAAUUAUUGCCCGUAGAUCCAUGGGAAGUAAGCCAACUGAAGCUGAUGGGGCCCCUCUGGUUGACACUGAAGAUCUAAAAGCAAUGAUUCGGUUGCUUCGAGUGGUUCAGCCGCUUUAUAAAGGUCAGCUGCAGAGGCUUCUCUUGAAUCUUUGUGCUCAUAUUGAAACCAGAACUGCCCUGAUAAAAAUUCUGAUGGACUUAUUGAUGCUUGAUAUGAGAAAGUCUUCCAAUCAUUUGAAUGCUUCUGAGCCAUCAUAUAGGCUGUAUGCUUGCCAAAGUCAUGUGAUGUAUUCUCGUCCUCAAUUUUUUGACGGUAUGGCCACUUUUCAUAUCUCUCAUUGCUUAGUGUGCAAGUGUUAUUUGCCUAUUGUCAUUGCGUCUUGACUUCGAAAUGUAGUUAAAGUAGAGACGUGAACCCAGUUUUGUCAUGUGCCAUUAACAACUAUUUUUAUUUUUAUUCUUUUGCUCAUUAUUUUGAUAGCUGUCUGUACAAGUUAGAACUUUUUCUUCUGGAGGUGAAACAUGAGUUUUUCAAGGUGGUGAUACUGAGAAUUGCUAAGCCCCAACCCAAGUAGUUGUAGACUUGUGCUCUGGGGCAGGGCUUAGAAUGCCUUGGUGUUUUUGUAUUAGUGUUUUUUAACUAUUUGAAUUAAUAUAGUCCUGGAACAGCCUGGAAUUUAUCUGAUCCCAACCUUAGUUACUGCGCACUGGGAGUUGUAACUCAUUCUAGAAGUUACACACUACAUGGUAGGAUCUGCCUCUUUUUAAGCUAGUUAAAAAUAGAUUAAUAAAACUACUAUGGUGUCUAAGGGCUACAACUUCUUUCCAUAUUACAGACACAGGACACUUAUGGUUAUUAAUAGGGUAAAAUUUCAUCCACACCCAUUGUAGAUAACCCUAUCUUUAAAGGACCGCAUCAAUUAUCUGAAAUUUCAUCGACACCCCUUGCAGUUUUUUUCCCCUAACACUAGUGACAAAAGCUAUGCUUUUAUUUAUUUGCCCAUCCCAAUUUUAUGUAUUUGUUUAAUAUAUAUAUAUAUAUACAUAG